UCGGUACACUGUCGGUUCACUGAGCAUCAUCCUUCCAUCAUAUUAAAAAACGCGCACAUCUUGCUGCAGCUCUGGCAUUGCGUUCUGCAACUACACCCCGCGGGAGCUUCCCCCUUGACAACCACUGGACAUUCGGUUUUUUGCUGAUUUUUUAUUGGGCAGCGGGGGAGAAGAUGAGCUUGAAGAAGAAACAGGCGACGAGGACACGUGUCGGGAACUACGAGCUGGGUAAGACCCUGGGUGAGGGUUCCUUUGCCAAGGUCAAGUUCGCCACUAACGUCAACACUGGUGACUGCGUUGCCAUCAAAAUCCUCGACCGCAACCAAGUCCUCCGUCACAAGAUGGUCGAACAUCUAAAAAGAGAAAUUUCGAUAAUGAAGCUGAUCAAGCAUCCAAAUGUUGUUAAACUUUUUGAGGUUAUGGCAAGCAAAUCAAAGAUCUACAUCGUUCUUGAAUUUGUUGGUGGUGGCGAGCUCUUUGACCAAAUAGCCAAGCAUAGGAGACUUAAAGAGGAUGAGGCCAGGAGAUAUUUCCAACAGCUCAUUAAUGCUGUGGAUUACUGCCACAGUAGAGGCGUGUACCACAGAGAUUUGAAGCCUGAGAAUCUUCUUCUAGACUCAUAUGGUGUCCUUAAAGUUUCAGAUUUUGGAUUGAGUGCGAUCUCACAGCAUGUACGGGAGGAUGGGCUGCUUCAUACUACCUGUGGUACCCCCAAUUAUGUUGCUCCCGAGGUGCUAAAUGAUAAAGGUUAUGAUGGUACAGCAUUUGAUAUUUGGUCUUGUGGGGUCAUUCUCUUUGUUCUUAUGGCUGGGUACUUGCCUUUCGAUGAACCAAAUCUCGCUGUUUUGUAUAAAAAAAUUUGCAAGGCUGACUUCACAUGCCCAUCAUAUUUUUCAAUUGGUGCAAAGAAACUGAUAAAGCGUAUUCUUGAUCCAAACCCUCUUACUCGGAUAACAAUUCCUGAAAUCUUGGAAGAUGAAUGGUUUAAGAAAGGGUACAAGGCAGCAUACUCUGAGGAGCAGCAGAAUGUAAAUCUUGAUGAUGUAGAUGCUGUAUUCAAUGACUCAGAGGAACAUCUUGUUACAGAAAGAAAGGAGAGACCUGUAUCCAUGAAUGCCUUUGAGCUUAUAUCUAUGUCCCGGGGUUUUAGUCUUGAAAAUUUGUUCGAGAAGCAGACGGGUCUUGUGAAACGAGAAACCCGUUUCACUUCCCAGCAUCCUGCAAAUGAAAUCAUGUCUAAAAUUGAGGAAGCUGCAAAGCCUCUUGGCUUUAAUGUACACAAGAGAAACUACAAGAUGAAGUUACAAGGUGACAAAACUGGAAGAAAAGGCCACCUCGCUGUUGCAACUGAGGUGUUUGAGGUGGCUCCUUCCUUGCACAUGGUAGAGCUUCGGAAAACUGGCGGUGACACAUUGGAGUUUCACAAGUUCUACAAAAGUUUCUCGUCUGGAUUAAAAGACAUAAUGUGGACCAGCGAAGAAUAUACUGAUGGACUGAAAAAUUGCAUUUGUAGACAAAGUAGCAGACCAUCCACUUUUGGAGAAACUAGCAGCACGCGUCCGCUACUUUGAAUGGGUUCUUGGAAAGCAGUACUAAAGAAUCACAAGCCAUGGGAAAUAGGAUUGAAAGUAAACAAAACUACUCAACAAAUUGCUUAGUCAAACUCAAAUUCGACUUGAUUCGAUUCAUUUAUUAAAAGAAGUGGUCAUGAACACAUUAUUAUAAUUGAAUAUUAAACAAUAGAACGCCUAUAAAACAAGGCAGGGAUCAUAUAAACUUGAAUAAUAUUGGUGAUAGUAUUAUUUUUAUAUCUAUAAUGAGAAUUUGUUACCUAUAUAAUUCUUGAA
This is a messenger RNA of Carya illinoinensis, 1847 nucleotides long. RefSeq names its product CBL-interacting serine/threonine-protein kinase 9-like. Gene Ontology annotation, biological process: signal transduction; protein phosphorylation. The record is from RefSeq and is a predicted model, not a curated record. NCBI's taxonomy places the organism in Eukaryota, Viridiplantae, Streptophyta, Magnoliopsida, Fagales, Juglandaceae. The transcript is spliced from 15 exons. Gene Ontology annotation, molecular function: protein kinase activity; ATP binding. Bases 174 to 1571 code for a protein of 465 amino acids.